Messenger RNA from Ixodes scapularis (black-legged tick), 1504 nucleotides. Its product is annotated as SEC14-like protein 2. The transcript has 11 exons. The record is from RefSeq and is a predicted model, not a curated record. Lineage: Eukaryota; Metazoa; Arthropoda; Arachnida; Ixodida; Ixodidae. Bases 347 to 1450 code for a protein of 367 amino acids. Gene Ontology annotation, cellular component: cytoplasm.
UGGGCUGAGUGGCAAAAUGUUAGUUCUUUAAGUGUUUUUUCUUAUGUAGAAAUUAUGAUUACCUAUGCCAUGACAGUCGCGGCGGUGCCGCACCGCUGACUCUACAGACAACUUUCCUUCUCUAUCCUUCGAGGACAUCGACAACCGGUGUUGGGUAGCGUCUGUCUUCUGAUUGGUUUGUUCUCCCCAAGUUUUAUUUUCUUAUUUUAUUUCACCUUGAAGCUCACUGACUACUGUUCUUUCGCCGUCGCGUUAUAAACACGUGCGCUAAACAUUUCCUCUUUGACGAUGCCGGAGUGCACACGCUGAGCGUAUCCAGCGUGCACUGACGUUGUGAAACGCUGCUAUGAGUGGAUACCUCGGCGACUUGAAUGAGAAGCAGGAGCAGGCUUUAAAGGAGCUCAAGUCCCCCCUUUGCGACAUCUGGAAGGAUGACUUCACGGAUGCAUUCCUUCUUCGAUGGCUCAGGGCUCGAGAGUUCGAUGUCGUCAAGGCGGAAAAACUUCUCAGGGAGAACUUGAUUUGGCGACAUGAGAACGGCAUUGACACCCUGGUAACGACGUACCAAUGUCCAGAUGUGCUGAAGCGUUACUUCCCUGGCGGAAUAUUCAACCACGACAACGAAGGUCGGCCUCUCUGGAUCCUGCCUACUGGCAAUGCAGAUUUUAAAGGAAUGUUGCAGUGCGUGCCCGUGGAAGUGAUGGUGAGGCACGUAAUAUACCAGAUUGAACUAAACGUGGAGGAGAUGAAAAAGCAAACAGAAAAGUUAGGAAAACCCGUGGAUACCUUCACCGUUGUUUCCGACUACGAGAAUUUCAGUCUCAAGCAGGUCUAUUGCUUUCAAGCUCCUAGCUUCUUUCCCGUGUUCUGGAGGCUUAUCCGGCCCUUUUUCACGGAGAGAACAACAAAGAAGAUAGAGAUUUUUACACGUGAAGGCUGGCAGCCCGUACUCCUCAAGUACGUGAAUCCUUCGCAGCUACCGGUGCACUGGGGAGGACACCUUAUGGGACCAAACGGAGAUAAGAAGUGCAGCGAUGUGAUUACACCCGGAGGCGAGGUGCCCAUUCAGCUCUACCUGAAGAACUGUCCGAAAGUAUCGGCGGAUCCUGACGCCAUCUUCUGUUGUUUGGCACGGGGACAAAAACUCGAGAUUCCAGUGAACGUGGAAGGUGCCGGCUCCACUUUGAGUUGGAAGUUUCAGGUGGCCCAGGGUCACGACGUGGGCUUCGGUGUGGUGCACAAGCCCAAGGGAAUCGCAAAGACCAAGGAGGUUCUGCAGGUCUCCAGGGCAAAAUGCGACCAGGUUCCGCAAUCCGGACAGCUCAUCUCGGAGCCCGGAACAUAUAUAUUUACAUUCGACAACAGCUACAGCUGGUUCACCAAGAAGCAGCUAUUCUACGUCUUAGAAGUCAAGAACUCCGAAGGAAUCUUGGGCUCCACCCUCCGAUGAUUCUGUUGCGGCCAGUUUAGAUUGACAAUAAACGUAUAUAAAACUGGCACCAAA